AUGGCUGAAUCUUUUUUUUCUGACUUUGGUUUGCUGUGGUACCUGGAGGAGCUCAAAAAGGAAGAGUUCUGGAAAUUUAAGGAGCUGCUCAAGCAAGAAUCUCUGAAAUUCAAACUCAAGCCAAUCCCGUGGACCGAGCUAAAGAAGGCUUCACGAGAAAAUCUGUCACAGCUGUUGAGCAAGCAUUACCCAGGAAAACUGGCAUGGGAUGUGACCCUGAGUCUCUUUCUACUGAUCAACCGGGGAGAUCUCUGGACGAAGGCUCGGGACGAGAUCAGACAUAAGCUAAACCCAUAUAGAAACCACAUGAAGAAAAAAUUCCGAGACAUAUGGGAAAAGGAGACCUGCCUUGAAGUUCCUGAGGAUUUCUACAAAGAAACCACAAAGGAUGAAUAUGAACAACUGAAUGCUGUCUACCUUACUGCAGACAAGCCUGGAAAUCCCUCACCCACUGUGAUCUUGCAAGGUCCUGAAGGAGUUGGAAAAACAACGCUUUUGAGAAAAGUGAUGCUGGAAUGGGCGGAGGGAAACCUGUGGAGGGACAGGUUCUCAUUUGUCUUCUUCCUCAAAGGCAGUGAAAUGAACAGUAUUACAGACACGAGCCUAGUGGAGCUCAUCUCCAGGGACUGGCCUGAGUCUUCAGAGCCCAUCGAAGACAUUUUUUCCCAGCCAGAGAGAAUCCUGUUCAUCCUGGAUGGCUUGGAGGAACUGAAAUUUGACCUGACGCUUGACGCUGACCUGUGCGGCGACUGGGAGAAGCAACGGCCAACGCAGAUUGUCCUGAGCAGUUUGCUGCACAAACAGAUGCUCCCAGAAUCCUCUCUGCUUAUUGCCCUAGGAAAGAUGGGUAUGAAAAAAAAUUAUUUCUUGUUGUGUCAGACAAAAUGCAUAUGUCUCCCAGGAUUCUCUGAACGCCAAAGGAAGCUGUAUUUCUCCCAUUACUUCCGUGAGAAGAAUAAAUCCUCCAGAGCCUUCAGUUUUGUGAGAGAGAAGAGACCGCUGUUUGUCUUGUGCAAAAGCCCGUUUGUUUGCUGGUUGGUUUGCACUUGCUUGAAGUGGCAGCUGGAGAAAGGCGAAGACCUGGAGAUUGCCUCUGAAAGCAUCACUUGUUUGUAUGUGUCUUUCUUGACAAAUGUAUUCAAAGCAGCAAGUGGGAACUGUCCACCUAAGCAGAACAGAACCCGACUACAAAGCCUGUGUACCUUGGCUGCAGAGGGAAUGUGGACUCGCACGUUUCUGUUUUGCCCUGGGGAUCUCAGGAGGAAUGGGGUGUCUGAAUCCGACACCUCGAUGUGGGUGGACGUGAGACUUCUUCAGAGGAGCGGCAACUGCUUGACCUUCAUCCACACGUGUGUCCAAGAAUUUUGUGCCGCCCUGUUCUAUCUGUUCAAACGACCCAAGGACCGGCCUCACCCAGUCAUUGGAAAGGUGACCCAGUUUGUCACAGCGGCCAUGAGCGAAGCCUGCUCCCAUUUGUCCUGGAUGGGGCUGUUCCUGUUUGCAUUUUCAACUGAAAAAAUAACAAACAUGCUGGAGACAUCUUUUGGUUUUCCACUGUCCACAGACAUAAAGCAGGAAGUAACUCAAAGCCUUGAAACUUUAAGUCACUGUGACCCCGGUAAGAUGGUGGUGAGUUUCCAGGAAUUGUUCAAUUGUUUGUUUGAGACCCAGGACCAAGAAUUUGUAAUCCAAGUGAUGAAUUUCUUCAAAGAAAUUGACAUUUAUAUUGGUACCAUUGAAGAACUGACAGUAUCUGCGUUCUGUCUGAAACAUUGCCAGAGUUUGCAGAAAUUUCACCUGUGUAUAGAAAAUGUCUUUACAGAUGAAUCUGGAUCCAUCUCCAAUACCAUCGAGAAGCUCUCCCUCUGGCGGGAUCUCUGCUCCGCAUUUACUGCCAGCGAGAGCUUCCAGAUGUUAGAUUUGGACAACUGUCAGUUCGACGAGGCCUCCCUGGCGAUUCUCUGCAGGACGCUGGCUCAGCCUGUCUGUAAACUCCAGAAGUUCGUGUAUAACUUUGCUUCGAACCUUGCAAAUAGCCUAUACUUCUUUAAGGCCAUUCUUCAUAACCCUCAUUUGAAAUACCUGAACCUCUAUGGCACUGGCCUCUCCUAUAUGGACGUCAGGCAGCUGUGUGAGACGCUGAAACACCCAGUGUGUAACAUAGAAGCACUGCUGUUGGGAAAAUGUGACAUCACGGACGAAGCCUGUGAAGACAUCGCCUCUGUUCUCGUCCAUAACAAGAAGCUGAAGCUUCUCUCCUUGGUAGAUAAUCCCCUGAAGGACGAAGGAGUGAGGGUGUUGUGUGACGCCCUGAAGGAUCCAGCCUGUGCCCUGGAGGCACUGCUAUUGACGUACUGUUGCCUCACCUCUGUAGCCUGCGACUACAUCUCCCAAGUCCUUCUGUGCAACAAAUCCCUGUCUUUUCUCGAUCUGGGGUUGAAUUUCCUGGAAGAUGAUGGAGUGAUAAUGCUAUGUGAAUCACUGAAACACCCGAACUGCAACCUAGAGGAGUUGUGGUUGGUGGGCUGUUGCUUCACUUCUGUUUGCUGUGUGGACCUCGCUGCUGUUCUUAUUCACAGUGAGAAACUAAAAACCCUGAAACUAGGGAACAAUAAGAUAUAUGAUGCUGGUGUCAAACAGUUAUGUGAAGCUUUGAAGCAUCCUAAGUGUAAAUUAGAGACUCUUGGGUUGGAGAUGUGUGAACUCACCUCUGCCUGUUGUGAGGACCUGGCCUUGGCUUUCACUCUCUGCAAAUCACUGAGGUGCAUGAACUUGGAAUGGCUUAGCAUGGACCGUGAUGGGGCGGUGGUGCUGUGUGAAGCCUUGAUCAGGCUGGAAUGUGGCCUGCAGACGCUUGGCCUGAAUAAAUCUUCCUAUGAUGAGGAAAUUCAGAUGCUGCUGACAGAGGUAGAAGAGACGAACCCCCAGCUGACCAUUUCACACAGUCUCUGGACUGAUUACGAGCACAGGAUCAGGGGUGUGAUUGGCUGACAGGGAAGGUCCUGAAGUAAUCGUCUCACAAAGGCUUCCCCUUGGUCGCAAUGGGCGUUUCUCCUCCUGACACACCCUGUCCUGUAAAUUGUUCGCCAGGGCAGUGGGGACUGUAAUUUCAGAGCUCUUCCUUCACAGUAUUCUAGCAAUAUGAUUGUGGGAUGUGCUGUCUGUGCCUAAGUCCUCUAUGCCCCAUCUUGAAAGUUCCCAUCCUGCCUCACAAUGUUUAGAAGAACAAAUACAUUAAAUGGGUAAACACUUGGGAAAGCAU
Messenger RNA from Orcinus orca (killer whale), 3262 nucleotides. RefSeq names its product NLR family pyrin domain containing 9 (gene NLRP9). Gene Ontology annotation, cellular component: cytoplasm. The record is from RefSeq and is a predicted model, not a curated record. Gene Ontology annotation, biological process: regulation of inflammatory response. NCBI's taxonomy places the organism in Eukaryota, Metazoa, Chordata, Mammalia, Artiodactyla, Delphinidae. The transcript is spliced from 9 exons. Gene Ontology annotation, molecular function: protein binding. Bases 1 to 2991 code for a protein of 996 amino acids.